Molecule: messenger RNA, 1623 nt
Organism: Lotus japonicus
Lineage: Eukaryota; Viridiplantae; Streptophyta; Magnoliopsida; Fabales; Fabaceae
Exons: 1
Coding region: 1-1623 (540 amino acids)
Biological process (GO): DNA integration
Molecular function (GO): nucleic acid binding; RNA-DNA hybrid ribonuclease activity
Source: RefSeq, a predicted model, not a curated record
AUGCUAGCUAAGCCAACGCCCGGGAUUCCUUUAAUUCUUUACUUGGCGGUCACUGAGGCGGCGGUAAGCACGGUUUUGCUUAAAGAAGAAAAGAAGCAGCAUAAAAUCAUAUACUUUGUUAGUCACACGCUGCAAGGGGCAGAAGCGCGGUACCAGAAAAUAGAAAAGGCGGCUCUAGCAAUACUAAAGACGGCCAGGCGACUUCGGCCAUACUUUCAGAGUUUCCAAAUAAAGGUCAAGACAGACAUUCCCUUGAGGCAAGUUUUGCAAAAGCCUGAUUUAUCAGGGCGAUUGGUGAGUUGGUCGGUCGAACUGUCGGAAUAUGACAUUAGCUAUGAACCAAGAGGACAAGUCACGAUUCAGAGUCUGAUUGACUUUGUAGCAGAGUUAACACCCACAGAAGGUGAUAAAGAAAAUGCAGAAUGGGUACUUUCGGUGGAUGGCUCGUCCAAUGAAUCAGGAAGUGGUGCAGGCGUGUCGAUCGAAAGUCCGGACAAAAUGCUGAUUGAACAAUCACUUAAGUUUGGAUUCAGGGCGAGCAACAAUCGGUACGAAUAUGAAGCAUUAAUAGCCGGUUUGAGACUCGCCAUUGAAUUGGGAGUGCAAAAACUGUAUAUAAAGGGCGACUCUCAAUUGGUAGUAAAGCAAGUGCGUGGUGAAUACCAAGUGAAGGACCCACAAUUGUCCAAAUACCUAGAAAUUGUUCAAAGGCUUAUGCAGGCGAUUGGACAUGUAAGGAUCGAGCACAUACCAAGAAGUGAAAACGAGCGUGCGGAUGCAUUGGCUAAGCUAGCCAGCACUGGGCGACUCGGAAACUACCAAACUGUAAUACAAGAAGUUUUGCCCCAUCCAAGUACAGACAUGGUAGAGUUCAAAGUGGCGAAGGCUAUAGGAAAUGGAGAACCAUCUUGGAUGGAUCCAAUCAUUGAAUUCUUAAGUCAACAACCGCAAGAUGAAAGCAAAAACACCAAGGAAAGAAGGCGCGAGGCUAGCUUUUAUAAUUUUGUUGGUGGACAGUUGUAUAGGCGGGGAAUUAUGUCUCCAAUGCUUAAAUGCGUGGAUACCGCCAAAUCUCAAGAAAUAAUGGCUGAGGUUCAUGAGGGAGUAUGCUCAAGCCACAUUGGGGGGCGGUCUUUGGCCGUAAAAGUUCUUAGGGUGGGCUUCUAUCGGCCAACCAUCAAGAAAGAUUGCAUGGAGUACGUGAAAAAGUGUUCAAAGUGUCAAGUCUUUGCUGAUAUACACAGGGCACCACCAGAGCAACUCACAACGAUGACCGCCCCGUGGCCCUUCGCCAUGUGGGGAACGGAUAUUUUGGGACCCUUUCCAAGGGCAAAGGCUCAAAUGAAGUUCAUCGUGGUAGCAGUGGAUUAUUUCACCAAGUGGAUAGAAGCCGAGGCACUCGCCACAAUCACGGCUGCCAAGGUGCGAAACUUCUUGUGGAGGCGUGUUGUGUGCCGUUUUGGAGUCCCAAUGGCAUUAGUUAUGGAUAAUGGCACUCAAUUUACCAGCGCACUAACAAGGGACUUCUGUGCUGACCUUGGGAUUGACAUGCGGUUCACUUCGGUUGAACACCCUCAGACGAACGGCCAGGCUGAGGCGGCAAACAAGGUCAUAUUAAACUGA